AUGGAGAAUGCGGGAAUGGAUUUGCAGACAAGCACUGCCGCUGUCACUGCCUCUGGCGCACAACAAUCGGACAUGGACGAUCCACCUUUCAAGGCAUCGAACGAAUCCGAUGCCAUCGAAGACUACGCUGGCCGCACGCCGCCCAGCCUCGAAGGAAUGCUGGCCGCUUGCGGUAUACAUGAGCUGUACCCGGAUAACGAGAAGGAUCCUGAGGAUGGGAAGAUCCGCUGGGAUCCAUCGGGUCCUGCUAGCUUGUGGUAUGCCGAGAGCACUCUACACGCUCUCGAAGGCAUGGUCGCAGACUACGAUCGCUUCAUGAUCAGCUGCAGCAGCGAUGUCGAUCUAGCUCGCGUCGAGACCCCAUCCACCUUCAACCUGCUCGGCCUGCCUGCUGAAAUCCGCAACCUCAUCUACAAGUACACCCUCGUAGUGGAAGAGCCAGUAGAGUUCAGUACCGGCUACUGCCAUCCAGACAAGAUGCGUCUCUGUGACUACGCCGAGCCAAGAUGGUGUUGCUGCGAAAUCUGCGGAGACGGGUUUUGGCAAGACGGCGUGAAGUACCACGGCUGCGAUAUGUACAAGAAGACCCUAAGGAAGCCAUCCCACGUCAAGCACGUCCGCUUCUUGCGAACCUGCAAGCAUAUCAAAAAGGAGGCGAGUUACAUUUACUACGGUCAGCCGUUUCGAUUCACUGGGACGAACGGCUGGCUCGCCCUUCACAGCUUCCUCAUCCACAUCGGUCCCGAGAGCCGUAUGGACCUGAGAGAUAUCUUCAGCGAGCAUCCCUUCGCCUGCGACUCGGACACCCCAUGCGGUGGUCGUCACGAGCACGCCUAUGAUCGCCACCUCGCGUCUCUCGGCUUCGCGAACAACUUCCCAGACUCCUACUUCACCCAAAACUGGUCAUGUGGGAGCUGGUGGAGCGACGUCAAAUGGGAAUCCUCCCCCAACGCAGCGUUUCUUCUCGCAGAGAUCCCAAAGCUCCGCUCCUUGUGUUUCGUGUACCCGCGCCCCGAGUACCGUAACGAUGCGUAUGGCGGGAUUAGUGAGACGUGGGAUAUGGUGGCGGAGCAUCCGGUGCAUCAGUAUCUUGCGGCGAUCGAAGGGUUGGAGCUGAGUUUGCAGAGGUCGGUGCACUGGGGCAGGUCCGGUGUUUCUGUGCAGGAGGAGCAGUUUAGUAUUGGGGUGGUAGAUAUGGGGUGGAAGAUCGUCCAGGAGCAGGAGCCGGAGGAGGUGGUAUCCGAGACCGAGGAAGAGUCUGAGGAUGGCAAUGCUGGAGAGGACGAUGCCGAGCAGGACGACGCUGAAGCGAUCUGA
This is a messenger RNA of Saxophila tyrrhenica, 1317 nucleotides long. RefSeq lists its product as uncharacterized. The record is from RefSeq and is a predicted model, not a curated record. Lineage: Eukaryota; Fungi; Ascomycota; Dothideomycetes; Mycosphaerellales; Extremaceae. The transcript has 3 exons. Bases 1 to 1317 code for a protein of 438 amino acids.